Molecule: messenger RNA, 3491 nt
Organism: Dreissena polymorpha
Lineage: Eukaryota; Metazoa; Mollusca; Bivalvia; Myida; Dreissenidae
Product: sperm axonemal maintenance protein CFAP97D1-like
Exons: 5
Coding region: 441-1109 (222 amino acids)
Source: RefSeq, a predicted model, not a curated record
CGUUGUCGGCAGGAUUCGAACCUGCGCGGGAAGAUCUCAAAAGUUAUUUCGGCUAUAGCCUUAACCACUCGAACACGACUAUUUCACAUCACUACCAGCUUAAAUUAGCUAUCGAUAAGUAAAUAGGUAAAACAAGCUUUUCUAUCUUCAAAGAAAUCGCGGGAAGUCAUUACAAGCGCGCUACCUUAAAUCAUACCAAACGUGAUGCGUCUUGGCGUACUGUUCAAACGUCAGAUCAGUUAGACGUUGACGUCAACUUGUUUAUUAUACUCUUAGUCUUACACCUUUCUUAGUUUUCUGUUAAUUCUGUCUUUACUGGUCACUUCAAAAACUUUAUUGCACAUCGACGUGGGAUUUGGUGUUUUGUGUGUGGGGGGACCACUGUUGCCGUGUUUCGAGAACAAGCGGUGACCAGCGUCCGGACUGCCCUUGUUGGCACGAUGCACCGGGCUUACCAGCCCUAUACUCCGGUGUCCAACGUUUUUUUGAAGCAAAAAUGGGAUCGAUCCAGCUAUAUGAUCCACCGGAAAAAGCUCGCGGCAGCUAAGGCAGUGAUUGAUAACAGAUCCCCAAAAGUUUACCUGCACCUUAACACCAAACUUAAGAAACAUCAGGAAGAAGCGUACCGCGCGCACACGAUCUCGCGCGACAACAAGCUUCUGUCGGAAAAGAUGAAUCACAUCAUGCGGACGGGUGGCUACACGAAUCACAGGAACAACUAUCAGUCAAUCAGUUUAAAUGGCGCCAAACAUAAACGCGAAUUGACUCGAGUUGCAGCGGAGAAUAGCAUGAUGUUGCAGCGCAUUCUGGUCCGAAAUCCGAACUACAGCCACCAGGCUUUUUUGAAUGAAUGGCAGGAGAGUCGACAAUACCUCGUCAAUGUCUCCAAAUAUCCCCCGCCCCGCAGCGCCCUUGUACCGAUAGUGAGCAACAAGCCAGAAACAGGCAACACAUGGGAAGAUAUUAAUACUCCGGACAUCAACAACAACACGGCAUACGUGGUCAAACCAAUCUGGCUGCCUAGGUUACCAGACUUAAGGGACAAGCGAAAGUGUAGCAGCGACAACUUUUACUAUGAAAAUUGGUGUCAAUUGGGACGAUCUGAAUAACCAAAGGCUUGUUCAACACAUCGUUCAAUCGCCUCCAGUGACGACUGUGGAUCAGUCGACGACUGAGAUACUGUAUACAUGUCGGUGGAAAGCGGAGAGUAAGUAUUUCCCUAUUCUUUAAAUUGUACGUAUUGGAUUGAGCAUGUAUGAGUGUGUUCUUUGAGAGCCUAUGUAAGAAGGUCUUUGUGAACGUAAUCCCUACCUGUCUAGUUGCUUACUUUUCAAAAAAUCUGUUACAAUGUGGUAAAAAAUCAAACAAAAUUCACCACUCUAUCAUUCAAAUUUCACAGGAUUUAUGCCAAAGAUAAAUAUGAAAAACAUUUCAUUGAAAUCUUUAAUCAUUGUUCUUCGGUAAUUACAAAUAACAGCAUGCCACAUGAACAAACAAUAUUUUUUAUCAACGAUUAAAUUCGAGUGGGUUUUGAAAAACGCCUCAUGCUUACGGCAGUGACUAACUAUUAAAUGGUCAUGAUAACGGCUACGAAAAUAAAAUUAUGCUCAUAUCCUCUAUGUUUUCGGUAGAAACAAUGAAAAAUGGCAUGAUGAGAUGUGGACGUUAUUCCCUGCUCAGAACUGUUAAAUUGGUAAUUGUACAAUGUGUACAUAUAGACUAACCGUUGUCCAAACAUUGCGUCUUAUCCUUAUAGCGACUGGUGUUCUCAUCUUGUUGCCGGGGGAAAACAUACUUAUAUUUUCUACCCAAUGGAACUUGUAUGGAAAAAACUAACUGUUAUUAAAAUAACCAUUUGCUAUAAUAGACAAAAUUGAGCAAAAACGAGGUAGAUGAGAAGAUGUAAGCGGCAGUCGGCAGAUCAUUUGAAAUGUAUGCAUGUGUUCAGGAUUCUAGUCCUGGCCUAGCUGCAAGUGUUUCUCACCUUAAUUUAUGUCUAUGUUAUCCUGUGUUUCAAUUGGAACAGAAAAACACUGAAAUGCGCCAUAAGAUAUAGAGCUAUACCGAAAUACAGGUAAUAGGCAUGACUAUUAUAAAUAAUGGGAAUACAAGGGUCUUUACAAGAACAUUGUUACAUACUAUUUUAAGUACUCAUAAGUAUCGUUACAACUAAUUGAUUCUAAAUAGCAUUCACACCAUUGGAUUUUGGUUACGAUUUAGAAAGUUUGCUGUGGAAAUGCGCUUUUUAUCUAGAGCUUUGUAAUAAAACAUCACCCGCUCCUACUUAAUACACGCAAAACACCAAUCUUUUACAUUGAUUUAUGUUUUAAACUUCUCUGUGUGAGAAGAUCGUUAAGGACAUUGUUUUUAAUUAUUACAAAACAUAACGUCUUUGGAAUGGAUCUCGGAUACAAAUCAUCAUAAAUAAAAUCCUGAAUGACCGCAGUGGUUGUAUAAACCGCGUGCAUGUCUACCCGGAAAAUAAGGAGAAGUAACUCACAGAGACAAUGAGCGCGAUAUUGUUCAAUAUUGUUUAUAAUAGCAAAUGAUACUCGCUGCGAAAUUUCUUCGCGGGAUGACCAAAUUAAAGCUCCACUAAGCAAAUUUGCCGGGAGUAAAGUCGAGAAAAAUACUGAAUUUAAAAAGAAAUAAACGCUUAUCACAUGAUAACUGAUAUGGCUGGAAAAGGAGCGUCAUUUAAAAAUUAAACAAAAGUAAUAAAAGGUAUACAACGGCGAUAAUGACUGUCACGGCAUGGACGUCGCCGUCUUGAUUAUCACGUGAUUACCCCUUCGGAGGUAAGGAUUUGACACAAUCUUUGGAUAUCGGUUAGUUUAUAUGUACACAUUGUACAAUUACCAAUUUAACAGUUUUGAGCAGGGAAUAACGUCCACAUCUCAUCAUGCCAUUCGCCAUUGUCUCAGCCGAAUACAUGAGCAUAAUUUAUUUACGUAGCCGUUAUUAUGACCAUCUAAUAAUUAGUAACGGCCGUCAGCAUGAGGCGUUUUCAAAACCCGCUCGAAUUUAAAUGUUGAUUAAAAUGUUGUUUGUUCAUGUGGGACGCUGUAAUUUGGAAUAACCGAAGACAAAUGAUUAAAGAUUUCAAUAAAACUGUUCAUAUUUAUCUUUGGUCUAAAUCCUUUGAAUCUAGAGUUUGACUGAGAGAGUGGUGAAUUUUGUUUGAAUUUUUACCACAUUCUGACGGAUUUAUUGAAAAGUAAGCAACUAGGAACGGAGGGAGUACGGUCACGAAGUCCUUCUCACUUAGGCACUCACAGAACACACUUAAACCUGCUCAACCCAAAACGUAAAAUAUAAAGAAUAGGGAAAUACUUACACUCCGCUUUCCACCGACAUGUAUACAGUAUCUCAGUCGUCGUCUGAUACACAGUCGUCGCUGGAGGCGAUUUAACGGUGUGUUCAAUGUCAAGACUAUUUCCCAAUGACGGUCUCUCCUUUACAUUAUGUCAAUAAAAACUUAAAAAUUGAAA